AUGAUUCGAAGAUACAUUGCAGCAUUAAAAGAAGAAGUCGGCGAUGAGUCUACAAACAACUGCAUGAGCGGUGUCAACAAAAAGCGCGACAAGAGGAAGGUGCUAAAGAAUCUCAAAGGCGCACUGAAAGGCCUCUUAGCUGCUGAUAAUGGUUCUGCAAGCGCCCGGCCUAGUGCUGAAGUCGCUUUAACAAAACCGAGCACUAGCGAAGAGCCCAAACGCGCGACCCCGCCGCGUAGCCUACAUACGCCCCACGUCCCGGAGCAAAUGUCUCAGUCACCCAAGCUGAGCAAACAGGAGCCACCAUCUUCAGACAAGGUUGUGUACAUUAUGUCCAAGGAGUCUCAUUUGAUUCCUAAGCUCACUGAUGAGCAGGUGAUGAGCCGACACAAACAAGCCGAUGAGAACAUGAAGCGCGUCUGGGCGCAUCUCAUUGAGAAAUAUGGGUCACUUGAGGACCAGGGGGAUGUACUUGAUCUAGCUACAGGCGAAAUAAUCGAGGACAACGGCCAUGUUCGAGGCCUUGGCACCCAAACAACAGACAACAACGAGAGAUACGUGAGCGUGCUGAGUGACUUACUAGAUAUUGACACAACUACAGACAACGUGUGGGAUAUGAGCAGCGAGACGGAGGAGGAAGCAUCAGAAGAGGCCGGCGAGCCACCCCUCAGCCCCGAAACCUGA
Molecule: messenger RNA, 684 nt
Organism: Lachancea thermotolerans CBS 6340
Lineage: Eukaryota; Fungi; Ascomycota; Saccharomycetes; Saccharomycetales; Saccharomycetaceae
Gene: SCM3
Product: Scm3p
Exons: 1
Coding region: 1-684 (227 amino acids)
Cellular component (GO): nucleus
Molecular function (GO): histone binding
Source: RefSeq, a predicted model, not a curated record